GUACAUCGAUAACUAUUGAAAAUUAAAAACAGUGUGACCUUUUUUCAGUGAUGACGGCUGCGAACAACUACUGUGUCGUACAGACAACCGAAAAUAACAGUACAUUCCUAUCUGUACUGCCAUCACGGUGGGUCUUGAAAAGCGGAUGGAAAUCCUACGGACCAGACGACUCGGAUGACGACCAGAACGGCGAUGAUCUAUGCUACUGGCCAAAAGGAGUUUCCGGCUAUCGACUUCUUGAAAAGGCCAAGAAAGAUCCUUCCAUCAAACCGGACCUACAAGUACUGCGCGCUUUCCGAUGCAAGAUCAAAAGGACCACAUUUGCCAGUCAUUCGGAGGCAUUCAGAGAGUUGAGGUUGAUGGAAACAAAUUCCGACACGGAGGAAUAUGGAGCAGUGAAGAAGAUAAAAAAAGUGUCGACAGCUGCUGAUCUUUUCAACCAAAUCCAGCAACCUAAACCUGGGCCAUCUAGUGAAUCCACUGCUUCUCACCAAGGCUCCAAAGCGGCAAAAUCAUCAGAUGCACCAUUUCCCAAAUCUGGAAGGAGAAUUCAAAUCGGGAAUGGAAACCAAUCGCCUACUUCUGAGCAGAUACAAGUACCAUCGGUUGAUGAUGAGAGUGCACCGAAUCUGCUUGAAUUAGUGCAAUCACUGCAUUCAAAAGUGGAAAUGAACGCAAGGAUCAUCGAAGAGUGUAAGGUCAUCGGAAACAAAUCUGUGGCACUUUUGUCUCAAGUCAAUGCUAAACUGGACGUCCUUGCGAAUCAGGUCAACUUGAAGCUUGAUAAUUUCGUAUCGCAGACACAACAAACCGAUUCUGUACGCAUUGACACAGUGAGUUCUCCGUUAAGUCCAGUAAAAAAUCUUGCGGAGAUGGAAUCUCUUGAGCAGAAGGCAAACAGUAAGAAAUUCGUUGAAGCUGUAAUCCAAUAUUUUGGUUCUAUGCAUGGCAGGAGCCGAUAUGUUGGUGAAGGUGCAACAGUUUGCCUACAGUUGAUUGAUUAUUUCUUCGAUCGAGCGUUCUUACUGAACUGUUCCUGGACUGGAACCAGCAGACGUAAAGGGAAUGAUGAGAAUACCGGGUCGAAGAUUGCUUUCCAUAAGUUCGACGGAAUCAUCACAUUAUUUCAUAAGGUGAUCAUGUUUUCUGAUCCUACGUAUCCUUUUAUUGAAUGUCAAAAAUUUCUUAAACGUUGUUUGAGAAAUUCUAAGCAGCGAUUUGUCGAAACUAAAGGGCUGAAAGCUUCUGUAGCAAGGAACAGGCGCAAGAGAAAACUCGUCACGAGCAGUGUGGACGUCGGAAAUAAUAGCCAGGUUGAAGAAGAACCGGAUGUGAUCGAGGAGGAGGAGGAGGAGGCUCUGGAUGAGGUCGAGGACGAGGCUCUGGAUGAGGACGAGGGCGGUGUUAAGUUCGAAGUACAGGACGACGAGGAGGACAAUAAUACUGUUUUUAUCGCUGAAUAUUUGGUAGAAUGA
Uranotaenia lowii is the source of this 1475-nucleotide messenger RNA. RefSeq lists its product as uncharacterized. The record is from RefSeq and is a predicted model, not a curated record. Bases 51 to 1475 code for a protein of 474 amino acids. The transcript has 2 exons. NCBI's taxonomy places the organism in Eukaryota, Metazoa, Arthropoda, Insecta, Diptera, Culicidae.